GCCUCAUACAAGCUUCAAGGAAAAACAGUCCCCUUCGCUGGUGAACGAGGUAACAGGACAAUUUGUUGAGAAGGUAAGCAGCCAUUAUGGCGUCUAUCCACAACGGAAAAGAAGAGGACGGCCACCGCUCAGGAUCCACCGCUCCAAGUGCUGAGAAGAGUGAGAAACCGGACAACACAGCCUUUAAACAGCAGCGACUUCCAGCCUGGCAGCCCGUCCUCACAGCCGGGAGCGUGGUGCCUGCCUUCUUCAUCAUCGGGCUCCUCUUCAUCCCUAUUGGCAUUGGACUCUUCAUCACAUCCAACACUAUGAAAGAGUUCGAGAUUGAUUACACUGGUGUUGAGAGAGACAGUCCGUGUUUCAGCUGCACACAGCUCUUCAGUUUGAACAGCACAUGUGUAUGCUCUGUCCCUUUCACACUACAAGAAUCAUUCGAGGGCAAUGUAUUUAUGUACUAUGGACUGUCAAACUUCUAUCAAAAUCAUAGACGAUAUGUCAAGUCAAGAGAUGACCGGCAGCUAAAUGGAGACACAUCUGCCUUAACUAAUCCCAGCCAGAAUUGUGCACCAUAUAACUAUAAUAACAAACUGCCUAUAGCACCAUGUGGUGCUAUAGCCAACAGUCUUUUUAAUGACACAUUAAAGCUGUUUUACAUCCAAGAGAAUGGGAAUAUAACUAGAAUUCCUCUUAUAAAGAAAGGCAUUGCUUGGUGGACUGACAAGUAUGUUAAGUUCAGGAACCCUUCAGGAUACAACUUUACAACAGCAUUUCAAGGUACUACCGGGCCUAUCAGCUGGCCCAGGCCUGUCACUGAGCUAGAUCCCACUGACCCUGAUAACAAUGGCUUCAUUAAUGAGGACUUCAUAGUGUGGAUGAGAACAGCUGCUCUUCCCACCUUCAGAAAAUUGUACCGCAUGAUCCCGAAGAACAACCAGGCUCCAACACUUCCCCGUGGCAACUACACACUGGAAAUUACUUACAACUACCCGGUGAUUAAUUUCGACGGCCGCAAACGCAUGAUCCUCAGCACCAUCUCCUGGAUGGGUGGGAAAAACCCAUUCCUAGGCAUUGCUUACAUGACUGUGGGUUCUAUCGCCUUCGUUCUGGGGCUGGUGCUUCUGGUUAUCCAUUAUAAAUAUGGCAACCGCAACAACAAUGCUGAAAUCCCCAACUAAGGUCUCGACACUACUUUGACUGAUUUGUGAGCCAUCUUCUUGCCUUGGGAUUUAUGCAUAUAUAUAUAUAUCCUGCUGCUGCACAACGUUCCCUUGCUGUUUGCCUUUUGCCGUUAUCUCAUACAAGAUUUUCAUCCUGUAUGCAUACGUGAUGUCCAGAGGGACAUCUUUAAUUUAUUGUCCUCUGACUGAAAUUUUUGUGUCUGUGCUAUGUGUUUUGAGUAUUUAUGUACUAUAUGUGAAGGGCAUGUAAUAGUAAUGUUUGUCAGUAACAUCCUGUGCAGAUUAAAAAAAAUAUAUUAUACACUAGUUAAACACUAUUAUGAAGGAGCCUUGAGAUCUUGAUACACUGCGAAGUGGACUUUGUAGGCAUGAAGUAGAUAAUAUAAAUCAGCACUGUGCAGUGGUAUUGGAUUCAUGAGAGGAAAUGAUAAACUUAGUUUCCAAAUAGUUUUCUGACAUUUAGUCAGUGACUUUAGAAUUGAAAGAUUGUUACAGAACAUGUGGAUUUCCGGCAUGCAACAGGUAAUAGACUGUUUUAGAUUAAUUAUUAAAUCUUACACACUUGCACAGACUGUUAUCCUAACCCUGAAGGAAUCUCAUAACUAAUUUAUGUGAGAGUCAGUGUCUACUUGUGUAUCACAUUGAAAGCAUAUUUAGAAAUGUUACAUCUUGGAUUGUUAAGCAUUUAAAUAUUAUUGCUUAGUUUAACAAAUGGAUUGCUGCUUGGAACUUCUGCCCUUGUUCAGGGCUACGCUUUACCUCUCUCAACUUUGACCAAAGAUAUGGGGUAGGCUCACUGGCUGUCUGCAAAUAAAUCUAUUAUAUUUUA
Molecule: messenger RNA, 2007 nt
Organism: Clarias gariepinus (North African catfish)
Lineage: Eukaryota; Metazoa; Chordata; Actinopteri; Siluriformes; Clariidae
Gene: cdc50aa
Product: transmembrane protein 30Aa
Exons: 8
Coding region: 87-1175 (362 amino acids)
Biological process (GO): phospholipid translocation
Cellular component (GO): plasma membrane; endoplasmic reticulum; Golgi apparatus
Source: RefSeq, a predicted model, not a curated record